Molecule: messenger RNA, 6002 nt
Organism: Athalia rosae (coleseed sawfly)
Lineage: Eukaryota; Metazoa; Arthropoda; Insecta; Hymenoptera; Athaliidae
Gene: roq
Product: roquin-1
Exons: 16
Coding region: 159-2879 (906 amino acids)
Molecular function (GO): metal ion binding
Source: RefSeq, a predicted model, not a curated record
AAAAAAGAAGAAAACGUAAAAAAAAAAAAAAUAAGAGGAACGAAAUUUCCGCUACAUGUCAAGUUUUCAUCUGUUCAUUUCAUGCUGCGAUGGCAGAAUAGCGAGUCAAGUAAAUUAUUGGUUAAUGUGAUGUUUUGUAAGGGUAAUAACAAGGCAAAAUGCCAAUACAGGCACCUCAGUGGACGGAAUUUCUCUCCUGUCCAGUCUGCCGUCAUGACUUUGACGCGACACAGCGUGGUCCAAUAUCGCUGGGAUGUGGCCACACCGUCUGUCGGACUUGCCUUGCGAACCUCCAACGAAAACAGUGUCCAUUUGACCAAAGCGUUAUAAACACCGAAGUAGAAAGGCUGCCGCUGAACGAUGCGUUACUACAGCUUGUCGGUAGCCCGGUUACUCCAAAUUCAGGGAAAGCUCAUUCGGAACUCGUCCCCAUCGAAGAUCACGCUCACUAUCUUGCCGCCAAAUGUUGUAUCGAAGAGCUUGCACUCUACCUGAAACCAUGUCAAACUACACCUGCGACAGGGAUGGGUCUUGUUUCGAGGCCCAUGCAAAGGAAACUGGUUACACUAGUUGGCUGUCAAUUGGUGGAACCGGAAGGUCGGGCGCGGGCUGUAAGGGCGGCGAGAAGCUUAGGGGAACGUUCCGUGACGGAGUUAAUUCUUCAACAUCAAAAUCCCCAGCAGUUAAGCGCCAAUUUAUGGGCUGCUGUGCGUGCGAGAGGCUGUCAAUUUCUAGGUCCAGCCAUGCAAGAGGAAGUUCUGAAGCUGGUACUGCUGGCGUUGGAAGAUGGGUCCGCUCUUUCUAGGAAAGUUUUAGUUAUGUUCGUGGUGCAGCGUUUGGAACCCCAUUUUCCUCAGGCUUCAAAAACGAGUAUCGGACACGUCGUACAACUUCUUUACAGAGCGAGUUGCUUCAAGGUAUCGAAACGCGAGGGUGAUUCUUCGUUGAUGCAACUCAAAGAAGAGUUCAGAACUUACGAAGCUCUGAGGCGAGAACACGACGCUCAGAUAGUUCAAAUAGCCACAGAGGCGGGACUGAGGAUUGCACCUGAUCAGUGGUCCGCCUUGCUGUACGGAGACACCGGCCACAAGUCCCACAUGCAAAGUAUUAUCGACAAACUUCAGACUCCUCAAUCGUUUGCUCAGAGUGUCCAGGAGCUCGUCAUUGCACUGCAACGCACGACAGAUCCAGGACAAUUGAGCAGCCUAAGACCGCAGCUCGAAUUGCUCGCCUCUAUCGACCCCAGUCCAGAAACUGAGGCUCCGACAUGGACCGAAUGUCGUGGCGCUCUGGAAGCCGUGAGAACCGUCGUCGCUGCGUUGGUAGAGUUUAUUCAGCAGCAUGGAAAUCGAAAGCCGCAGGACAGUACUCACAAUGCAGGACCCGGUCAGCCCAAAUAUAAAGUGAGCAUGUGCCGUGACUUGGCGUUGAGGGGAUCUUGUCCACGAGCGACGAGUUGUACUUUCGCUCACAGCGGUCCGGAGCUCGACAAAUAUAGAUCAAAGCAUCGGAAACUCAGUGUGAGGUCGAGCCUGUCGUUAACUGGAAAUUCCGAGGUAAAAGUUGGAAAAUCAGCUGCUCUAUCCAACAACAAGGGGUUGAAACAGUGCGACGAUCUCGUUUACCAUUCCGGCAUGCCCUACGAUAACGUUCUCAGAGAAAAUUUCACGUCAGGGACCAAAGUCGGUUCCUCUCAAGAUUCUAUGAUUUCUAACGACAAUAACUUCGUCGGACCGAUGCCGAACUAUAUAUCUUCGCCAACACAGUCUUUGAAUCAGGUACUUCCUUCGAAAAAUGUACAGAUGCAAUACGCGCAUUACGUUAUGCCUGGCCCGGGUGUGGAGUACACUUCGCCAAAUUCGCCUACUUGGGAUCCUCCGCAAAUGACACCUACCGUACACAACAAUGCUGCUAACAACAACAAGAAGCAGCGGUCCGUCGCAAAGACCUUGGCAAUGCUGCUGCAUCGAAAAAUGGAAAUUAUAAGUCAGCUGGAAAAUAUCGUUGGAAAACAAACGCCCGUACAGCUGAAAACUAGCAACACUUCUCAGGGAGAUCAGUUAACCUCUAAUUUUUCGAUCUGGACAACUGCUUCUGGGACGCAAGUACCUCCACCUUCAAACAUCAACUACGGAACGACAUUUCAUCACUCGGACUCCAUAUUACUGGAUGACGAAUUUGUGCCAUUCGACACACCUCCAGCUAGUAAAUACGGCCCUAUUUCCAGAGUUACCAAGCCAUUAGUCAGAUCUCCGAACGCGGUACAAGCUUCAACUUUCUUUGGAGAAGGAACUCCUACCAUACAAAGACGACCAAUGCCCUCCGCAAGUCCCGUGACGUCGUGGCAUUACGGACAUCAACAGCACGCGAUGGGUGGGCACAGCGGAGUACAGCCUCUCGCCGGCUCUACCUUCGGAGAUGGUUACAUAACGGUCGGUCGUGGGACGCAAGAAACCAAUUCUCAAGUACAACUUUCUCGCCAAGAGUCCAUGUCUAAAGAUUUGCUACUGGAAUCGCAGAAGGUGAAGCAGCAAUUGAAGCAUCUUGAGGAAAAAAUCAAUGAGUUGAAGCUCGCCACCCAAGGAGCCGCCUUCAGCGAGGGAGAAAGAUUGGCUCAAGAGUUGCAGAUGAUCGAAGCAGGUAUUAGAGAAAAAGAAAGAGACGUACGCAACUGGAGUCCAUACGGGAUGUCGUGGUUUCAGCCAUCUAGUAAUUUGGUGCAAAAUCACAAUCUCAACAGAGAUUACGGAGCCGAUGAGGAAGAUACGUACGAGGCCGGAAUAGCAAAUGACAUGCGUGAAUUGGAACUCCGAUGGGAAUUUGAGUUGGAAGAACACGAAAAACGUUGGUCGAGCGAAGAAGACAAUAUCAAGAAGUGAGCGGAUAUUAGCUAGGUGAUUCCUCAAGACACUCUCGCAUUGGUAUUGUUAUCACCCGUUAAGCAAGACGGUCGGAAUACUCAGCAGAGCUAUCGAGAAAUUGGUUAGGAUAGGAUACGAAGCCUUAGAUGGGGUAUGUAACUCUGAAAAAUUAGAACUUGGUUUGGGUAUAACAUAUAUGUAGACAGACAUAAAAGGUAUUUUUUUAAUACCGCUUGAGGAGUUGACUAUAAAACAUUCGCGCUGAAACUCGUAGGCGAGGUAUAGAAUUGCCUGAUAGUCAUCAAAUAGUGCAUAUAGGGAGUGAAAGAAAGAUUGUUUUUAAAACAACUACGCAUAUGAAUAUGGAUUUGUUAAAAUUUAACAGAAGUUAGUGUCAGUGUUUUAUAAACAUGACAAAAUAUAGCAUAUUUAUUUAUAUAUUUGCAGAUCGUGGCAAAACACAUAAUAUUAUAUACGUCUAUAAAUAUUCGGGAAGAAUGUUAACCAACCUGGAAAUAGGUUUUAACUUAGAAAGACGCCUAUAGAUACAUACACGUAAAUGUUAUGCAUAUUGGGAAAUAACACAUUUUAUGGGGGAAUUUGGAUAGUUGGUGUCAUUGUGAAUUAUUCUAGUUAUUCAACACAAUCAAGUGAGCAUCGCUCCGAUAACCACAAAAGUUGAUAAAAGCCAUGGAGUAAUAUUUUCCAACCUCGUUAUACUGUUUUUUACUUUUCUAUGUGCUGUUCGCUCACUCAAUCAGUUUCGAUUGAAGGAGUACUCUUUGAAAAAAACUUUGAUCGAUUUACGAUAAUCGUGAAAAUAUUUUUUCAAUUUUGGGAAGAACUCGAAAUUUGUUCUCGCAAAAUUCAAGUUGUUCCAAAAGAGAACAUUAAAUUGUUUUGGAGCUGGUACUUUGGCGUGGUGAAAGUAAUGAAUAUUUCUUAAAAACAACAUUAUGUCGUUGGGUAAGCUUGCUUGCAUGGUGUGACAUAAUAAAUAAUAAUAUAAAUAUGUCUACUAGGAUAGCCAUUGAAUUGCUUUCUAUUUUUAUGAAAUAAUAUAUAACUCAGAUAUUAAUGUUCCAGUUUUAUUGGAAGUAACAAUAGAGAAUUUUAUCGAGAAUAUGGUUUUCGGAAGGUGAUUUUUCCAGCCUUGAAUUACAAUAUGUUAUUUUUUAUACAUUUGUAAGAAAGUCGCUCUGCUCACGCUCAUUGUCGCGUAUCAGCCUUGCGAAAUAAUCGGUGCAUACCGAAUCACUUGUAUUACGUAGCAAACUAAGAAGCCCCGAGCUCGACCUCAACCGUGGUGCGUUACUGAAAGAGAGAAACAUAGAAAAACAGUGUACCGUCAACGUUUCAUUCGAAAGACGAAGUUUGUUUUUUCAUUUCUCGAUUACUGAGCUGUUGAAGUGAUAGUUGCACUGUUAGUGUAUGGAAUUGUUACAAUGUAUCGUUAACUCGUCGACAUUGAAGGCACGCAUUGCAGGUCGAACGGACCUCAAAGAUAUUCUAACCUGUCACACUGCAAUUGAAGCCCGUUUUUUAAUUAGGACAAAAAAAAUAUUCUAAGAUCGGAUGAAUUUUAGCUAUAGAAUAAGACAAUUUUAAAUUAUGUUUGGUCCGUCUUCUUUGUAAAAAAGCGAGAACGAAGAGAAAGAAAAAAGACGUUGAUUUCCUAAAAAGUAUUAUGAAUCGGUGUCUUUACGAGGUACAAUAAUGCAUUUAUUUGAAAUAACAUUUCACACAUUCAUCUAUGAUUCUACGAGUAGAACAAUUGCAUAAAUUUAUACGUGCCCGAUUAACCCGGAAAAUUCUACAAGUAUACAAAAUACUCGAAAGAAUUUGUGUACUAUAGUAUACUACAGGUGUAACCAACUGAAAACUGUUGUAAAUCAUUUCAAGAGGGCACGUUUUUACCUUCCGCUUUACUAUAGUAUGAAAAUUGUAACAUCGAUAAUUAAUAUCCGAAUUAUGGUAUGCAUUUAACUCAGUGAUCUUCACAGUACUGAAAUGCUUGAUUACUAUGAAAGCCGUUUAAAAAUUUCGCCUCCGUUAAACUAUGCAAUUUAAUAUAGUUCUAAUAAUAACUAUACAAAAUUCCAGAGCACUGGCCGAUGAGCUGAGUUAUCGUUGCACUGCAAUUUUGGUGGCCUUUAAUCUCAUCGUAUUAUUCAUAUCAUAUGGUUAUCAAUUUUUUUUUUCACACUAUUUCAACAAUACUCGAAUAACUAUUCGAUUUAUCAAUUGUUGUUAACUACGUGAUGUUCUUAUGAAAUUUAAUGCAAUACCUUUGUUUUUAUUAGUAUCAAACACAACGUCAUGCUUAUUUUAAUGUUAAUCAUAAUAUCCUUUUAUCAAAAAGUGAGCUAGCGUCUUUAUUGGUUCAAUUGGAUUGUUCUCAACCCGAUUCUUUUCCGAGAGCAUCAAUCAUAGCUGGUAGACAAUUACAACGAAUCAUAUUAGGUUUGUUAGAAAGAUUAAAUCACCUCUAGGAUUCCAACAAAGGUGUAAAUUUACAAAUCGGCUGUAAAUCAUGCUCAACGUGAAUAUUGAGUGAGGGAAGGAGGGGAAUGUUAACUCAAUUUUCUGCAGUCGAAAAACUAUGUAUUAUUCUCACUUGCCUACUUUAGCAUUCUGCGGAGUACAUAAGAACGGCUGUGUACAAUGGGAAGUAACGAGUGCAACAGGACUGUUUGUGCAAGCUUCGUAUUAAUUACAUGUUAAACAUGUCACUAUAAUGUGUAUGAUGAUACCGGCAUACCUAUCUUAACGGUAUGAAACCACAUACAAUCUAUACAGUAAAAGUUCUUUGUUUGAACGUACAAUAAAAUUCGAUAUAAAUUAAUCAUAUAUUAUAUUUUAUACAUAUCGGUAUAGUAUGUAUGAUACAUAAUCGGUACACUUGGCAGAAUUUUAAUCGAGCAACACCUCGUGUCACUUGUGUUACACGCGUCUCACUAUUACUUUUCGACGUUUCCUACCCUAAAGCCGACAAUUUAUAGAAUUGAUAGUUAGUAGACUACUGAGAAUCCAUCGCAAUCGUUCAUCCUUGAAAAAUUUUAUAAUUAUUGUUAUAUGUUUUGUAUGACAAGUGUACUGUAUACAUGAAGUGUAAUAUAUUUAUAUGUGUAUUCAAUUACA